Molecule: messenger RNA, 2278 nt
Organism: Gekko japonicus
Lineage: Eukaryota; Metazoa; Chordata; Lepidosauria; Squamata; Gekkonidae
Gene: GPA33
Product: glycoprotein A33
Exons: 7
Coding region: 158-1150 (330 amino acids)
Cellular component (GO): plasma membrane
Source: RefSeq, a predicted model, not a curated record
AGGAAGCAGAGAAAACAGGUAGUGGAAGAAAGUGUAGAGACAGAAUUCAGCUGUGACUGUGAAUUAGGUUGUGCUUCCCUCAAACGUCAGUUAAAAUUUCAGUCCUCUGGAUAUCUGGCAACCCUUAAAAAACCCUUGGAGAAGUUCAGGAAACAUCAUGAGAGCAAAUAAGGGGGCUGAGCUGUUCAUGCUCAGUAUGGUUGUGGCAGCUGUUGUGUCACUUGACGUGGAAACACCCCAGAAAAAAGUGGAAGUGGCUAGAGGAAGUAGUGCCACCCUGCCAUGCACCUUCCGAAGUGCUCAAGCAACUACUGACAGUGACUUUGGUGUCUGGAAAAAAGUCUCUUCAAACGAAGAAUUUGUUAACUGGUACUUUGAUGGUGGAAAAGAACCACCAUUUUUAGGAGCAACUUACAAGAAUCGCGUGAACCUCUCUGGCAAUCCAAGUAACAAUGAUCUCACCAUCACCCUCAGUGAUGUGACUAUGGAUGACAAUGGAACUUAUGAAUGUUCGGUUCGCAUGCGCCAUGAUCCCCCAGUGAAAAGUGCACAAAUGGAUCUUGUGGUCCUUGUGGCUCCAUCCAUACCAGAGUGCAAAAUUAUAGGAACUACAUCAUAUGGACACAACAUUAACCUGACCUGCAAUUCUCAGGAAGGAUCCCCUAAACCUCAGUAUUCCUGGCAAAGGUUUGAUCCACAAAACCAACAAAAGGAACUCACGGGAGCAAAAGUAUCAGAGGGAUUGUUGACUCUGAAGAACAUUUCUGCAGACACCUCUGGCUUCUAUAUCUGCACUUCCACCAACUCUGUUGGAAAGAAUUCCUGUAACAUGACUGUUUCCAUUUCACCUCCAUCCAUGAACAUUGGCCUUUAUGCUGGAAUCAUUGGCGGUAUUGUUGCUGCAAUAAUUGUCAUUGGCAUUAUAGCUUACUGUUGCUGCUGUAGGGAGCGGAAGGAUAAGGACUAUGAGAUGACAGAUACAGAAAAUGGAUACAAACCGCCACCAAAUGAACCUGUACAAAUCCGGGGACCGGCUGAUGAAGAGAUACAGGAGGAAGAUGAGCAGGAGGAAGAUGAGCAGGAGGAAGAAGACAGGUGGAAAAGCAAGGCACUAAUGCCACCCACUCCCAGGCCAGAAGCCGUGGCUUAGAUACUGGCACUUCUGGGUGGGGGGAGAGAGAAGAGCAAAGGAAAGAAUCUUCAUGAGGUCCUGGAAUGCACUAAAUGAAUAAGAAAAAAGAGCUGCUUUAAAAGCCAUGGCAGCUUCAAGGCAUCCUUUCCCUGUCCAGUCACUUAAGCGGGAAAGGAGAGGGAAAUUCUACUGCAAAUGUUACACUGUCACACACUCUCCAUGCAAAUCUUCAUACUCCCCAUUCGUGAAUUGUUGAGAAAAGGCAAAUGAUGGGGUAUAUCCAGCCAGCAUGUUCAGCAAAGACUGAAGCCUUCCUCUAGUCUGAUGUAUCUCAUUCAACAAGCAACUCUUCUGUUGGAGGAAGAACCUCUUAAGUUAGAGAGGGUUUCAAAUUUGGCAGUAUGGAAUGGCUGGAAACAGCCCAAUGUAAUUCAUGCAAGUUAAGCGAUUAUCACUUUCACGGUUGGAAAAAGGAAUAAAGUUUCACUAUCUGUAUGUUUGAAAGAAUAAGAGGCAGGACCUUUCAGAUAAUCAGUUUAGAACUCACCAAUAGUAUAAUUGUUGCUAAUUUGUUGGGUAGGAUUCAAAUGUCUUCACUUGUGGAAAUGCUUGUGUCAUAGGAACACCUCAUUUUCCUAGCACUGAAAACAGAAUGUUGUGCUACUGAUUGUUAAUAUGUUCUCUCCCCCAGCACAGCAUCUAAUGCUACUGCUGUGCAGAAUGUGAUUAUGACAGCCAUAAGCACUUAUUGGACAAUACAUGCAGCAUUCCUAACUUUGCUCCCAUCAUUUUUUUUAACUAAUUUUGAAAUGACUUGUCAUUGUCCCAAUAUGCUACCUCGGCAUUUGAGCACUUGUUUAAAAAAGAAAAAGCUAUAAAAGCAGGAAAGAAUACCCCUCCCCACCCCACUAUAUCAGGAAUCUUUAAUUUUUUUUUUAAUUUGAUGGCUGGUUGCAUUAUAGUACUGAGACAGUGCCAGUAAUAGCACAAUUUUGUUGCUUACAAUCAAUUUUUUUUUUUUUUUAGAAAUCAGCCGGAAAGAGCCUUAAUUGCAGCUGGCUGGAAAGCCUUUGAAUGAAUGGGCUAUUAAUGAUUCUCUUUGUUUGGAAUUGCCAAUGUUUAUUUUUGAAGUUGCAAUAUUACUUU